AAUUAUAAAUACGAUACAUAGCAUGGGAGUGAAGAUUGACGGUUGCCUAUCAUUUAUAGACAUGUUAACACCCUUAGUGGCGCUCAUUUGUGAAUCAUUAGAAUUAAGAGGUCUGAGUUACAAAUCAGCGAUAAUAGCGAACUCGAAAUCACAAACACAGAAUGUGCUGAGCAUGAACAAAAAUGAAAAUGAUGCUUUAAAUACUGGGGUAUUUUCUUCACAAGCAGUUCAUCUAAAAAGUGAUUCGGACUGUGAAAUGUUACCGGAAAGUUUUAAGUUUCCGGCGAUUCUCAAACUAGACAAUUGUGCAGGAGGUGUCGGGGCUUGCAUGGUCAAAAGCAAAGAAGAAAUGAAGAAACAAUUUCAACAAAUAACACGUUCUCUAUGCUCAGAUUCGGCCUACCCCGGGAUUGGACUCAGUCGCGGCAAUUCAAUGACAACCUUUGAAUUUCACUCUGGUACAGAACAUAAUGUUGAUGUCAUUUUAUAUGACAAAACUCUUGUAUGGGCAUCUAUAACUGAUAGCGGGGUAGUGAGACAGCCCUAUUAUAUAGGUACUGCUAAACGUCUACCUUCAUUUCUACCAGACGAGAGCCGUAAAAAGCUAAUAGACGCUGCCUUCAAAUGUUGCUUAGGGAUAGGUCUAACGGAUGGAACGUUCAAUGUUGAGUUUAUAAUGACAGCAAACGGGCCAAAACUUGUAGAAAUCAAUCCAAGAAUGUGUGGCUACGUCUUCAGGGAGUGGAUAAUGAAAUUGUACGGACUUGAUAUGAUGUUAUAUACAAUGAUGAUCUCUUGUGGUAUAAAACCUGAAAUACCAAACAGUUCAACAGACACAAUACAGAUGGGCGUGAUGGUGAUUCCAUCUUUACAUGGAAAACUUCUUACAGAUGAUUAUUACAAAAAUAAAUUGAGUGAGAUGAUUGAUCGUUGCAAAGUCUUUUUUCUACAGUUUGAAAGUUUAGAGCAUCCUCCCACUUACGAGGAACCUAGUUUAGGGCAUCUGGCCACUUUCGAGGAACCGUUUGGAAAUGUUUCUGUGUCUGGAACAAAUCCGGUGGAGGUAAAGAGAAAGUUGAUGGAUAUAUGUAGAGCGCUCGACAUUGACCAAAACGAUUACCAAGUUGACACUUUUAUAAGAAACUUCUGAGUGUCACACUAGAUUAUGGACAGAGUUGUCUUCCUAUGUCAAUUGAGGGGUAGAACGAGCAUAAAUAUAAUCAAAUAUGUAAACAAUUUAUAUGUCUAUUAACUUAAAUAUCGAAGACAUUUAAAUACCGGUUACAAACAUAAAAUAAAAUG
Molecule: messenger RNA, 1302 nt
Organism: Ruditapes philippinarum (Manila clam)
Lineage: Eukaryota; Metazoa; Mollusca; Bivalvia; Venerida; Veneridae
Product: carnosine synthase 1-like
Exons: 5
Coding region: 23-1150 (375 amino acids)
Biological process (GO): carnosine biosynthetic process
Molecular function (GO): ATP binding; ATP hydrolysis activity; metal ion binding
Source: RefSeq, a predicted model, not a curated record